This is a messenger RNA of Coniosporium apollinis CBS 100218, 3351 nucleotides long. RefSeq names its product leucyl-tRNA synthetase. NCBI's taxonomy places the organism in Eukaryota, Fungi, Ascomycota, Dothideomycetes. Bases 1 to 3351 code for a protein of 1116 amino acids. Gene Ontology annotation, biological process: leucyl-tRNA aminoacylation. Gene Ontology annotation, molecular function: leucine-tRNA ligase activity; aminoacyl-tRNA deacylase activity; ATP binding. The transcript is spliced from 8 exons. The record is from RefSeq and is a predicted model, not a curated record.
AUGGCCGCACUUGUCGACGGGCUCGAUCCGACCAGCAGCUCCCAGAAGACACUCAAAAUCGAGAACACCGAAAAGCGCGACACCCUCAUAGCGGCGGAGCAGCAAUAUCAGAAAAAAUGGCAGGACGAAGGUGUCUUCGAUGCGGAAGCUCCCUCGACAGCAGAAGUGCCCUUUGGCUCGAUGCCUGCAGCUGAGCUCCGAGCAAAGCAUCCCAAAUGGCUCGGAAGCAUGGCAUAUCCGGUGGGCUACCUCUCGCGGUUCCUCACGCUCGCUGACGUACCGUGGCACGCUGGUCAUGCCUUUACAGCUUCGAAGGUCGAGUUCGCCGCAGGCUUCGCACGCAUGCAGGGCAAGCGCACCAUCUUCCCCCUCGGCUUCCACUGUACCGGCAUGCCCAUCAAGACUUGCGCCGACAAGCUGGUCCGGGAGAUCGAGAUGUUUGGCGAGAAGUUCGAGGGCUAUGGUCAGGAAGAUGGUGUCGACGGCGAAGUGGAGGAACCACCUGCGCCUACCAACGAAACGAAGACCGACAUUACAAAAUUCACAGCGAAGAAGGGGAAGGCAAAUGCUAAGGCUCGGAAUGCUAACAUAGGAUACAAGGCAAAAUACCAGUUCCAGAUCAUGCUGGCCCUUGGAAUCCCCUUGGAAGAGAUACACGAAUUCGCAGAUCCAGCGAAAUGGCUCCAAUACUUCCCACCACUUUGCAAACGCGACCUCAAUUCCUUCGGAGCUCGUAUCACUUGGAAGCGCAGCUUUGUCACUACGGAUGCUAACCCAUACUACGAUGCGUUCGUACGCUGGCAAAUGAACCGUCUAAAAGAGUUGAACAAGAUAAAGUUCGGGAAGCGCUUCACUGUGUACUCGCCGAAAGACGGCCAAGCUUGCAUGGACCACGACCGGAGCACGGGCGAAGGCGUCGGCACAACAGAGUACGUCGCCAUAAAGCAGCGAGUACUCGAGUGGGCUGAGCCCGCACGGAAGAAGCUCGCAGACGCGCUGCCUGCAGAUGCAAAGGUCAGCUUUGUGUCAGCGACACUACGACCUGAGACGAUGUACGGCCAGGUAUGCGUCUUUGUUGGGCCGGGAGUGACCUACGGGAUCUUCAAAGCUGGAUCGGAGUAUCUCUUUCUGAGCCCUCGAGCUGCACGAGAGAUGGCUUUCCAGAGCAUCUUCCCGAAGUGGGGCGAAUUUCCGCAAGUCGCUGAGCUUCAAGGGUCUGAUGUUGUCGGCACCCUCGUGAACGCGCCUUUGUCGGUGCACAAGGACGGUGUAAGGAUUCUACCAAUGGAAUCCGUAAAGCCUACCAAGGGAACGGGUGUGGUUACCUCGGUGCCCAGUGACAGCCCUGACGACUAUGCAACGAUCACCGACUUGGCUAAGAAGGCAGACUACUAUGGCAUCAAGAAGGAGUGGGCAGAGCUUGAGAUUAUUCCUAUCAUCGAAACGCCCUCCUAUGGAAACCUUACUGCACCGUUCUUGGUCAAAGAACACAAGAUCAACUCUCCUAAGGACGCAACGCAGCUCGCACUCGCCAAGGACUUAGCUUACAAGGCCGGAUUCUACGAAGGAACCAUGAUCUAUGGUGACUUUAAGGGCAAAUCUGUCCAGGAGGCGAAGCCGCUCGUAAGAGAAGCCCUCCUUGACUCGGGUGAUGCGUUCGUCUUCGCAGACAUAGAUGGAUUGGUUAUCAGUCGAUCUGGUGAUGAGUGCGUCGCCGCACAUCUUGAUCAGUGGUAUCUGAACUAUGGGACGACUGCUAACGGAGGCGAUGGCGAGUGGUGCGAUGCCGUACAUGACCAUCUCAACGGAGAGCUCAAUACUUUUUCGAGUGAUACAAAGAAUCAAUUCGAACAGACCCUAGGUUGGCUUUCUCAGUGGGCCUGUGCUAGAUCAUACGGCCUAGGCUCAAAGCUUCCGUGGGAUCCCAAGUUCCUUGUUGAGUCUCUCUCAGACUCGACAAUCUAUAUGUCGUACUAUACAGUGGCUCACUUACUGCACAACGACAUCUUCGGACGUCAGCAAGGCCAGGCGAAAGUCGGUCCCGAGGAAAUGACCGAUGAGAUCUGGGACUACAUUUUCGCCCGAAGCGAUGAGAUGCCAUCCUCAAUGCCACAAGAGAAACUGCAAAUGCUUAGGCGAUCGUUCGAAUACUGGUACCCUGCGGAUCUCCGUGUCUCCGGCAAGGAUCUCAUCCAAAAUCACUUGACUUUCUUCCUGUACAUUCACGUCGCGCUGUGGCCCAAGGAGUACCUCCCGCGCGCCAUCCGCGCUAACGGACAUCUGCUACUGAAUGGCCAAAAGAUGAGCAAGAGCACAGGAAACUUCUUAACCCUGAGCCAAGCGGUGGAGAAGUUCGGCGCCGACGCUACUCGAAUCGCCCUAGCAGAUGCCGGCGACGGGAUCGAUGAUGCGAACUUCGAUGAGACUGUGGCCAACAGCAGCAUUCUGAAACUCUAUGAGCUGAGAAAAUGGUGCGAGGAGAUGGUCAACGACGCCAUCUUGCGGACUGGACCGAAGGAUACCAUCUGGGAUCAGAUGUUUGAGAACGAAAUGAAUGCACUUGUUCAGGAGACGAAGCAACAUUACGACAAAACCGACUUCAAACUCGCCUUGAAAUCUGGAUUUUACGACUUCACGGCAGCCCGCGACUUCUACCGCGAAGCCACCAAAGCCGCGAACCUCGGCAUGCACUCCUCCCUCACACGCCGCUACAUCGAGCUGCAAGCUCUCCUACUCACGCCUAUCGCGCCGCACUGGGCCGAGCAAAUCUGGCUCGAAGUCCUCAAGCACCCAUCGACGAUCCAAAACGCGCUCUGGCCUUCCGUCUCCGACCCCUCACCCUCUCUGAACGCCGCACGCGAGUACGUCCGCGCAACCUCUUCGAACAUCAACUCCGCGGAAGGCCAGCAGCAGAAGAAGAUCGCCAAGGGCAAGAACGUGUCGUACGACCCGAAGAAGGAGAAGAAGCUGACCAUCUUCAUGGCGAGGAAGUAUCCGGCGUGGCAGGAUAAGUAUAUUGAUCUUGUGCGCGAGGCGUUCGACGGGUUGAGCGUGGAUGUCAAGGCACUGACGCCGAGGAUCGAGAAGAAGGAGAUGAAGAAGGCGAUGCCGUUUGUGCAGAAUUUGAAGAGGAGACUUGAGGGUGGCGAGGGGGCGGGCACGGUGUUUGAGCGCAAGCUGGCGUUUGAUGAAGUUGAGGUCUUGAGGUGUAUGGUGCCGAUACUUAAGCAGAAUCUGGGUAGGCAGUGUAGGAUUGUGGAGAUCAUCAGUGUGGAGGAAGGCGGGGAGAGUGGAGUUGUGGCGGGUGCGGCGGUGCCGGGAAGUCCGUCUUUCAGCUUUGAGAACUUGUAA